AUGAUGGAAGCUGAGUUUAGAAAUAAGAAAGGGUGUUUCGGUGGAGAAGAGGAAAAUGAAAUUUGCCUAGGUACCCUUAAAUAUCUUAUUCAUGAUGGCAAUUGGAACAUUCCUAAAACAUUCAAAUUGCUUGCACUUGAGGUAACUGCUGACAUGCAACAAAUCAUCAUACCUGGCUUUCCUCAUGCAACAUAUUCUCAGAACUGGUGUGGAUCUAAUGAUGGUGAUCUAUCUUUUAGGAGUGAUUAUGAUAGCUUCACUUCCAAGCAUAAUGAACCUGCCUUGCCCAAACUCAUAUGGCAAGGCUUUACUCCUCCGGCCAAAUCAUAUAUCUUCACUUCUUAA
Vicia faba (fava bean) is the source of this 345-nucleotide messenger RNA. NCBI's taxonomy places the organism in Eukaryota, Viridiplantae, Streptophyta, Magnoliopsida, Fabales, Fabaceae. The record is from the annotation of a GenBank genome assembly.